AUGCUGCUGUUGCACUUGGAGGACCAGGGCUGUCGUGUGUAUCUCGGCAUCCCUGAGUGUCCUGUCCAGAGGUUGGACACAUCUGCUGCUGCAGAGAGCACAGAGGUUUUGACUCCUUGGGACAGAAAGCUCACAAAAGUGGAGAGGCAGAGGUUUAAAGAGGAAGCAGAAAUGCUGAAAGGUCUACAGCACCCAAACAUUGUGAGGUUUUACGACUUCUGGGAAUCGUGUGCGAAAGGCAAGAGAUGCAUCGUGCUGGUUACCGAGCUGAUGACCUCUGGAACGCUGAAGACGUAUCUGAAGAGAUUCAAAGUGAUGAAACCAAAAGUCCUGCGGAGUUGGUGCCGGCAGAUCCUGAAGGGUCUUCUUUUCUUGCACACAAGAACUCCACCAAUAAUUCACAGAGACUUGAAAUGUGACAAUAUUUUUAUUACUGGACCAACUGGAUCUGUGAAAAUAGGAGACUUGGGUCUGGCAACCCUCAAGAGAGCUUCAUUUGCCAAAAGUGUAAUAGGUACACCAGAAUUCAUGGCCCCAGAAAUGUAUGAGGAACACUACGAUGAAUCCGUGGAUGUCUAUGCGUUUGGAAUGUGCAUGUUGGAAAUGGCUACCUCAGAAUACCCUUACUCAGAAUGCCAGAAUGCUGCUCAAAUCUACCGAAAAGUAACCUGUGGUAUAAAGCCAGCGAGCUUUGAGAAAGUUACUGAUCCUGAAAUUAAAGAGAUAAUUGGGGAGUGCAUCUGCAAAAAUAAGGAAGAAAGAUAUGAAAUUAAAGAUUUAUUAAGCCAUGCCUUUUUUGCUGAAGAUACUGGGGUAAGAGUGGAACUUGCAGAAGAAGACCAUGGUAGGAAAUCCUCUAUUGCCUUAAGACUCUGGGUAGAAGAUCCUAAGAAACUGAAAGGAAAACCCAAAGAUAAUGGAGCCAUUGAGUUUACUUUUGAUCUGGAGAAGGAAACUCCUGAUGAUGUUGCACAAGAAAUGAUUGACUCGGGAUUUUUCCAUGAAAACGAUCUCAAGAUAGUUGCCAAGUCCAUCCGGGACAGAGUAGCGCUGAUCCUGUGGAGGAGAGAGCGGAUCUGGCCGAGGAUGCAGUCGGAGGAGCGGCGGGACUCGGAGUGCCUGGAGAAGCUGAAGGCGCCGCAGGCGCAGCAGGUGCAGGUCACGUACCUGUCCCACACGGGGCACCACGUCCUGUCGGAGCCGGAGGAGCCGGAGGCGGACCAGCACCCCUUCCAGCAGAACCUGCCCACCAGCGUCACCUCCGUCGCCUCUGACAGCACGUUUGACAGCGGCCAGGGCUCCACUGUUUAUUCUGACUCCCAGAGCAGCCAGCAAAGUGUCAUCUACUCGUCCCUGCCCGAUGCAGUGCCCCCGGCCAUCCAGCGGGUGUACAGCCCCCCCCUGAGUGAGAGCCAGCCCGUGCCCCACAGCCUGCCCCAGCUCGGGCACUACCAGCAGCCCUCAGCACCCGUCCUCCCCGCGGUGCCGGCGGCGCCCGCCGUGGUGCCCCAGCACUACCAGGAGCCGGCGAUGCCGUUCCCGGUUGUCCAGCCCACCACGGUCGCCUCCCUCCCGCUGGGGCAGCCGCCGCCGCCAGUGCUGGCCGGCCAGCAGCAGCAGCAGCCCAUGUCCCAGGCGGCCCCCCUGCCGCAGGUCCUGGCCAGCCAGCCCGUGUGCCCGCUCCAGCCCGCGCCACACCUGCUGCCCCAGUUCCCAGCCCAGGGCUCGCCCGUGGCAGCCAGCAGUGCCCCCCUGAAGCCCCUGCAGAUCUCCACUGUGCCGCAGCUCCCGCCCGUGGCCCCCUCCCAGAUUCCUCAGUUUCCUGUCAUUCCUGCAAUUACUCCUCUGGCAGGCCUUGACAACCUUCCUCCAAACCUCUCUGACAUCCCUGCUGCAAACGUGCCCCCCAUUCCUGCUCCUUCCCAGUACUUUGCUCCGGCCGUGAUCCUGCCCAGCCUGCCCAUGAACCCCACCCUGCCCAUGGCCCCCAACUCCCCUGCCCUGCCCAUGCAGGCCGUCAACCUGCCUCACACCACCGUGGCUUCCCUGGUCCUGCCCUGCCAAACCAUAGUGCCAAACAUGUCGCUGCCACCAGUCCCGCUGCUCGCCGUGGCCCCGCCGGGAGUGGCCAGCGCUGCGCCGCACGCCGGGGUGCCCCCGCUGCCCCAGCAGCCCAUGUUCCAGCCCGCCUUCCAGCAGAUCCUGCCGAGCGACGCGCCCUCUCCCCACCACGCGCAGGGCACCCAGGCCGUGUCCCAGCCGCAGCAGCCGCCUCCUCCUGCUGCUCCGGCGCUGCAGCCGAGCGUGAUCCACCCUGCCGAGCCGGCUCUGGCCGCGCCGGGGGCUGCUCACCAGCCCAUGCCUGGACACACUCAGUUUGCUUUGGAAGCUGGAGCCCAGGUGCCCGUGCUGCCGGUGCAACCUUCGAUAGUCAUGUCACCGCCGUUGCAGCUGCAGCCUGAACUGGUGCCGCCCUGCGUCGCUCCCGAAGGCGCUCCCCAGGUCCAUGGCAGCCUGGCCACAGCCAGCCCGCCCGUACCUAUAGACCCCAGCCUGCCUGUCCAGCCCUCUGCUCUGCUGCAGCUCCAGCCUGAUCUUUCCCAGCCACUGGGCCAGCAGCUCCCAGCCCCCUGCUCGGCUGUCCCGGCAGGCGCAGAGACAUCUCAAGAGGAGCAGGCAAUACAGGACAAACUGCAAACUCUGUCCCAGAGCUGUGAAAGCUACAUGAGUCCAGAUGUUGCUUCGGGUAAAGAGAUGAGUGACAGCUUUGAAGGAGCAAUGGGAAGUGGAAAGCAAGAAGGAAAGUCUUCGAAGAAGCAUAAGAAGUCCACGCGCGCUCGUUCGCGCCAGGAGAAGUCCAACAGACCCAAACUGACCAUAUUAAAUGUGUGUAACACGGGGGAUAAGAUGGUGGAGUGCCAGCUUGAAACCCACAACCACAAAAUGGUGACGUUCAAGUUUGAUUUGGAUGGUGAUGCGCCAGAGGAAAUUGCUACUUACAUGGUAGAGAACGAGUUCAUCUUGCAGAGUGAAAAAGAGACUUUCAUUGAGCAAAUGAAAGAUAUCAUUGAUAAAGCAGAAGAUAUGCUCAGUGAGGAUACAGAAGGAGAGCGAAGUUCUGACCAGGGAACGAGUCCCCAGCAAGAUGCUGAUAGGCUGGAAAUGAGUGAGGAGAAGCGUCAGUCUCAAGUGAAGACACCUGUGUAUCAGCAAAAUGUUUUGCAUACUGGAAAAAGGUGGUUUAUUAUAUGUCCUGUGGUGGAAAAUCCAACUACGGAUGCCCCCGAAUUUUCCCCUCCAGUACCUCCCAGUGCCCAGCAGGCAGAAGGGCCAGACCCGGAGCAGGAUGAGCAGCCCGUGAGCUCCGCAGUGACAGAGGUGCCCGAGGUCGGGGCUGGGCAGCAGCUUCCUCUGCCCGGAGGAGUCUGUGACAGCCCCCUCGGAGCUGCUCCAUCCUUGGCACCAGCUCCCACUGCAGCAGCUUCCACCAGCGUCCCGAGCCAGGCAGAGUUACCAGCCUCAGCACUGCUGGGAUCUGCCCCCAACAUCCCGGAGCAGGCGGCAGCUGGCGGGGCCCAGCCGGAGUACCCCCCAGCCGUGGCAGCGGUGCCCCCUCACCCGGGGGGGCUGGAGGAGCCCCCCGAGCCGCCCCCCACAGCGCGGCAGCUGCAGCCGGCAGAGGAGGCUGCGUGUGUGCCCGACGUGGAGAUCGCCUGCUGGGCAGCGUGGGCCGCACAAGGCCCGUGCCUAAGCCGCCUCCGGCCCGCUCCCGCUGCUACCCGGACAACCGUGGUUCCUGGGAGGGCAGCACGGUGGCACAGGUACCCCCCCAACUGCCGCGUGGCACAGGUAUCCACACCCGGGACGGCGCUGCCGACCGAGAACGCACAACACGCCAGCCCGCUCGGCGACGCUCACCCUAUCGCAAGCCACCUUCCCCGCGCCCCACAUCCCGAGGGGCUGCGCGGCAUGGCGGGGUCCCAGCCUGCACGCGCCACGCACGCGCUCGCCCGCUGGCUUGCAGCCAGCCGCUGGCCGCAGGUAGAACCAAGCAGAGACAGGACAACCGUGUCCGCCCCGGCCGGGGGGUCGCGGCUCCUGCAGCAGCAGAACCCCCCUGGCACCACCGAGUCCGAUGGGGAGGGACCCCCUCGGGUGGACUUCGUGGACAACACGAUUAAAAGCCUCGAUGAGAAGCUGCGCAAUUUGCUGUACCAGGAAUAUGUUCCGACUUCCUCUGCGUCAGCUGGGACGCCGGACACUUCUGUGCCACCCGAACAGGGUGACAGUGAAUUUACCUUGCCACCUUUUCCUGAAGAACAAGGUCCUGCAUUGGUGUCGGAUGGCAGGGAACCAGGCUAUAAUGUCCCAGACACCAGCCAGGAUGUGAAAGCUGCUGCCAAGCCCCUUGUGCCAUCGGAGCUCUUGCCCUGCCCACCACCGUCGGAGGUCACCAGCGUCAGUGCACAUCCCCUGGAAGCAAGAGGUCCAGCUGCAAGCAUCGCUUCAGCUCCUGCUGCUCCAGCAGAAGGUCUCCUUCAGGUUGCACCUACAUCAUCAAGCAUAACUCCCCAGCUGGAAGCUUCCCAGAGGAGCGAGGAGGCAGAGAGGAUGGCUUCGCCUGCGCGCAGGGAGAGCGUAACGCGGCGAUCGACAGCAGAUGGGGUGAUGAGUAACCUUCACAGGGAUGGCUCCCUAGACUCUGGUUCCUAUGGCAAACAGGCUGAGGCUCAGGAGAGCGGCACCCCAGCCAAAACCAUCGGCAGGUUUUCGGUUGUCAGCACACAGGAUGAGUUGACUUUGGCGUCCCCGCACUGCCUGAGGUUCUCGGCGCCCCCGGACGUGUACCUGGACGAGCUGCCCUCCAGCCCGGACGUGAAGGCGGCCGUGCGGCGCGUGCAGACGGCCUCGUCCGUCGACGUGCUCUGCGACCAGGCGUCCAGCGACUCCGCCGAGGAGCCCUUCCCUCGGCAGCCCGCUGCUGCUGCCCAGCUCUCCCCCCCCAGCAGCAGUGCAGCCACGGACUUGAUCAAAAAGGCUGCUGCUUUCCUGCAGAGGUCUGGCAAAGGCGGCUCCCCGGGCCUGGAAUCGCCCAACGGGCAAGGGGCGAAGAUUCCCACCAUCAACAUAACGUCCUUCCACUCACAGUCGUCCUACAUGAGCAGCGAUAAUGACUCAGAGUUUGAAGAUGCCGAUAUGAAGAAAGAAUUGCAGAACCUGAGAGAAAAGCAUAUGAAGGAAAUUGCUGAACUCCAGACCCAGCAGAAGAAUGAGAUAGAGGCACUCUAUAUCCGGCUGGGGAAACCCCUUCCUCCCAACUUGGGCUUCCUUCACUCUGCCCCGCCGAGCGGCCGGCGCCGAAGAACCAGCAAAAACAAAUUGAAAGCUGGAAAACUCUUAAACCCUCUGGUCCAGCAGCUCAGGAGUGGAACAUCAAGCACAAGUAAUCUUUCAGACUCUAAAGACUCACCCCACAAAGAAACAAGUAAAUCCCAGCCGGGCUCCCCUGAAGCAGCCGCGGUGACCCUCCCCACACCCCCCACCUUCGGGAAGGCUGUGCAGACCCAGCAGCCCUGCUCUGUCAAAGCCUCUCUGUCCUCUGACAUCUGCUCCGGCCUGGGCCCCGACGGAGCCGACGCCAACGCAAGCUCUGGCCAAGGCUGGACGGUUUUCCACCAAACGUCUGAGAGAGUGACCUAUAAAUCUAGUAGCAAACCUCGUACCAGAUUCCUCAGUGGACCUGUGUCUUUGUCCAUCUGGUCCACCUUGAAACGACUAUGUCUAGGCAAAGAUCACAGUAGUAGAUCCUCGACCAACAGCCUGGUGACGUGUCCUGAGCCCCUCCCGCAGUCGACGCUGCAGGUUCAGGCCAACAACAGUAACAACAAGAAAGGGACGUUCACAGAUGACCUGCACAAGCUGGUGGACCAGUGGACGAGCAAAACUGUUGGAGCUGCACAGACAAAACCUUCUCUAAACCAACUGAAGCAGAACCAAAAAAGGCAAGACAUGGAGCCAAAGGCUAACCCCAUGCAAACACAGAAUGAGACAUGUGGAAUUCUGAAAAUGAGACCGUCGGCGACUGACACGUGGCCCCCGCAGCUGCAGUGCCAAGCGCGAGGCCCCGCCGCGGCUAAGGAGGAGGAAGAGGAAGAUGGGAAGUGAUUUAUCAUGUGUGAGGAAUUCUGUGCUGUUCUGGUCCAUUCGACGCAAUUUUGUAACUUCUUUCUAAUCAUUUUUUUUAUUUAUAGUUGGAAAUACAAAAAAAAAUGUUAUGCAAAAAAAAAAAAAAAUAAAGGAGAAUUAUUUUGGGGGAAAAGGAUUUUGUUCCAAAUUGUUCCCUUCUGUUGUGAGCCAGGUUUCCAUGAGCAGCAGAUGGAGAAGAGGGAGGAGGAGGAAGAGGAGGAGGCACUCCUUCAAAUGCUUUUUGUUUCACACAAUUAAUUGUCAUUUAAGCAAUUUUCCAAGCAAUAAGCCAGGCACACAUACAAGGAAGGCAAUUCCAGUUCCAUUUAAAUGUCUCACCAUUCUUUUGUAGAGAUGAGACUCUAUUUUAAAUCCACUUAAAUCAAGUAAAAAACCCUCCAGAUCCUGCACUGGAGAGUCAGUCUGUGCUCGUCACUUCCCUUUUUACCUCUUUCUUUUUCUCACAGACCAGCCACUUUUUCUUGCCGGACUUAAAUACAGUUUCGAGUCACUGCUGAUUUUAACUGUAAGACUAAAAUCCUUCCACAGACCAGUGGGUAAUUGGAGCCAUUUUUAAGACUCUAAAGUGCCUUCAAUGAGCUAAAAUGAGCAGUAGGGGUUUCUUUCUCUGGGUUCACUGGUGGUGGGUUUCACUGACUUUGGGUCGAGGGGAUGGACAGAGUAGUUUGAAGCAAUAAUCUCACAGGUGAUCAUUUAUCAAAGGACUGCUCACCUCUUUUUAAGAAAGCUGGGUUAGCACGGUCCUAAGGAGUGGGAAAGUGCUGCUCCUGCGGUUACAUCUGGGCCCCAAACUCUGUGCACCCACAGGCCUCCCCUGCUGCCUCGGCAGCCCCAGCCCAGGCUGUUCUCACCCUCUCACUCUUGCUUUUGAUCCCAGAGCCAUAGGAACUUCCACCUGCCCAUCAGCCCCUUGGCACCCCCCUUCCUCACAGCUGGAGCCUGGUGUUCUGUUUCGUUGUUAUCUGCCAUGUCUGUCUCUUCCAAAUCUUGGUUCUGAGUAAUAAAUCUUAUUUUGA
Messenger RNA from Manacus vitellinus (golden-collared manakin), 7223 nucleotides. It is a transcript of the gene WNK2, whose product is annotated as WNK lysine deficient protein kinase 2. Gene Ontology annotation, biological process: positive regulation of sodium ion transmembrane transporter activity; negative regulation of sodium ion transport; protein phosphorylation. Gene Ontology annotation, molecular function: potassium channel inhibitor activity; chloride channel inhibitor activity; ATP binding. The record is from RefSeq and is a predicted model, not a curated record. Gene Ontology annotation, cellular component: cytoplasm; cytosol. Lineage: Eukaryota; Metazoa; Chordata; Aves; Passeriformes; Pipridae.